This is a messenger RNA of Anguilla rostrata (American eel), 665 nucleotides long. Its product is annotated as translation initiation factor eIF2B subunit alpha-like. The record is from RefSeq and is a predicted model, not a curated record. Lineage: Eukaryota; Metazoa; Chordata; Actinopteri; Anguilliformes; Anguillidae. The transcript has 7 exons. Gene Ontology annotation, cellular component: eukaryotic translation initiation factor 2B complex. The coding region runs from base 1 to 627 and encodes 208 amino acids. Gene Ontology annotation, molecular function: translation initiation factor activity; guanyl-nucleotide exchange factor activity. Gene Ontology annotation, biological process: translational initiation.
AUGAGAGGGGAACUUUUCCUGAAGAAAAUCUCUCUCUCCAGGAACAAAGUCGCCAAGCUGUGCUACACUUUCAUAAAAGACGGAGCGAAAAUCCUGACGCACUCGUCCUCCAGAGUGGUGCUGAGGGUGCUGGAGGAGGCAGCGGCUGAGAAGAAGCGCUUCACCGUGUACGUCACAGAAUCCCAGCCGGACUCCGCAGGGAAAAAAAUGGCCGAGGCAUUGAGAAAUCUCAACGUUCCUGUCACUGUAGUUUUAGAUGCUGCCGUGGGGUACAUCAUGGAGAAGGUGGACUUGGUGAUAGUGGGAGCAGAAGGAGUGGUGGAGAGCGGAGGAGUCAUCAACAAGAUCGGUACCUAUCAGAUGGCCGUGUGCUCCAAAGCGCACAACAAGCCCUUCUACGUGGUGGCAGAGAGCUUCAAGUUCGUCCGGCUUUAUCCUCUCAACCAGCAGGACGUCCCCGACAGAUUUAAGUACAAGGCAGACACGCUGAAGACGGCGGAGAAUCUAAACGAGGAGCACCCCAUGAUCGACUACACGCCCCCCUCCCUCAUCACACUGCUCUUCACGGACCUGGGCGUCCUCACUCCCUCUGCAGUCAGCGACGAACUCAUCAAGCUUUACUUGUGACAAGCCUGGUAACGUCAAUAAAGUACAACCAACAAAGA